Molecule: messenger RNA, 1536 nt
Organism: Plasmodium knowlesi strain H
Lineage: Eukaryota; Apicomplexa; Aconoidasida; Haemosporida; Plasmodiidae
Product: Plasmodium exported protein (PHIST), unknown function
Exons: 2
Coding region: 1-1536 (511 amino acids)
Source: RefSeq, a predicted model, not a curated record
AUGGUUUCAUAUCAAUAUAUAAGGUUAUUUAUUUUGUCUUCUGCUGUUCUUUCCAUUCAUGCUUCAACAAACAAUGUAGAAUUAGGAAAUGAUGCAGAUCAUGUUGUAAAGACGGCGGACCCUUCAAACAUCAUUGUUGCAUUAGAAGGAACUACAAAAAAUGCAGAGUAUAAAGAAGAAGUAUUAGAAGGGGAAGGGGAAGGAGAAACGGAAGGGGAGGGGCCAGUGGUGAAAGAUGACGAUAAGGACGACGAUAACGAUGACUAUGAUGACCUCGAUGAUGAGGAGUGUGAAGUAGAGUAUGGUGAAAGGGAAGGGGAGGAAGCUGAUCAAAGGGAAGGGCAGGAGGAAGGAGAAACGAAAGGAGAAAAAGGAAUUGUUAAAGUCCAGGGGGCAAGAACUUUUACUGAAAAUAGAGCCCCAAAACCAGGACAACAAAAAGUCCAAGAGAAAAAGGAUUCUAAUGAAAAAGGUGCUCAAAAACCAGCACAACAAAAAGUCCAGGGGACAAGAACUUUUACUGAAAAUAGAGCCCCGAAACCAGCACAACAAAAAGUCCAAGAGAAAAAAGAAAUAGAAGAAGAAAAAAAGAAGGAAGAGGCACUUCUGAAGGAAAAGGAAAAAAGUCAGAAUAAGCUAAGUAUAGGAAACACAAAAGUCUACAGUGGUCCACUCGCUGCCUUAGAGAAAUAUGAAGAUGAACUGGAAGAAGAACGUAAAAGAUCUUUAAGAUAUGAUGAGGAAGAACGGAGAAGGAAAAUGAAAGAGAUGGAAAAAGGGCGCAGUUUCCUGAAUAAAUUUCAGAGUCCAAUGUAUACAAAUGGAGCUCAUAGUGAUGAUAUAGAGGCGUAUAUAGGAGGUGAUGGGGACGACGAAUAUGAAAAAAAAAAUAAUACAAGAUCCUUAAGGUAUGACGAGGAAGAACAUAUAGAUGAUGAGGAAGAAAUGAAUGAAUUGUUAUUUGGGGAAUUUAAAAAAUGGGAAAAUUACGGAACGCAUACCAUCCCUUCUUCUCACUACGAAGUGUUAUGUUUUGAGGAUAGAUUGAACGAUUAUGAAAUAAAUAAAGAAUUAAAUGAAAUGGAAAAAAUGCCUAAAAAGUGCGAAUUAGUUUCUCUUUACUGGCAAUCAUUCAUGAAUGAAAAGAGCAAAUAUAUUAAUGCUAACAAACGUUUGUUCAAAAAAUUUCUAGAAUUAAAAAAAAAACAAAAUUUAGAGACUAUGGGAAAAUAUAACAAUAAAUGGAAAAAAUGUAGUAAAAUAGUUGGUACUAACUUUAAAGAACAGCGAGAAUAUGUUAAUGAUAUAUUUUAUACACAUAUGACAAAGGAAAAUUUGAGCAAAGAUGAAUUUAAAGGGAUUUUGGGCCAUGUUAGGGAAUCAUGGAAAGAGGUGACCCUUAAGGUGACGCAAGAAUGUGUAGCUCUUUUGGAAGAGCCAAUUGUGCCGGAUGUCAAAAUCCUCGAUUAUAACCCUUAUUAUGGGGAAGCAUAUUUUAAAGUUACACGUAUGAGCAGCCCCCAAGUGAGCUCCUAA